AGCAACAGAGCAACAGAGCAACAGAGCAACAGAGCAACAGAGCCUGAUAUCCCCAACGUGUCAAGUCUCUCUUCUCUUAUGCCCUGCCAGCCUGUUUCGCCUCUGCGCACGUGGUGGGGCCUAGCGGCUGAUCGCUGCCCCUAGAGCUCGCGGUCUAACCAUACGCGACGUGCAGCUUCGUCAUUGCCAUUUCCUCUCCUCGCCGCCGUCUUGUCUCAGGGGGGAGGGAGAGUACCCGACAGACCAAGUGAAGAUUAGCUCGUGGAGUUGCAUCUGCCCCAUCCUUGGUUACAACAAUCCCCCUCGUCAAUUUGUCGCGGGACGCGAGGCGUCUCUGUGGCGCCUCAUGACGCCAAAUGCCGUGCUCCCAAUGCAGCCAGGUACCUGUUACCAACUUUGCCCAGCCUGCCAGCCUGCCAGCCUGCCUUGGUGUCUCUCCAAGCGGCAGUCCGGCGCCAAUGCAUCCUCAGCCGUAACACAUUGACCUUCUCGUCUUGUCCCCUUCCUGACCAGGAUUCUCACGGGAGCUCUGUGUGACUAGCCUGUGAGGGAUGACGACGGAGUGUCUGCCCUGGUGUGCAAACGAAAUCCCCCCAUGGUACGGCCUCAUGGCUGACCCGGCAAGCCAGUUCGCGGAUACAUGGGUACCUAGGUAGGUACUCACGAAUCUGGUGUGAUGACGACUGCGGGGGCGGGAAGUGCCAUGUCUGGCCCAAGAGGCCAGGAGAGUCUGGGUAUAGUAUGCAGGUAGCAGCGAAAACAUGUACCAGCCUGUUUGCAUUGAGACAAGCAGACCAAAGUGGGUACAAGGUACCCCAGGCCGUUUCUGUCGUUUGUUGGCCGUCUCGGAAGUUUGAGAUCAAAAUGAUGCAAUGGGUUUCCCCAUGCCCAGAGCAAGCCUGCCUGAUGGGCUCCUCCUACCUAUCCUGAGGCCAACGCUCAUGUUUAUAUAAAUCCCAUCUUCCCCUUCCCCAUCUCCCACAGGACCACCAUCAUCCAUCACUCACAAUCACAAUAGCAGCCUGAUUUCUUGAUACCCAUUUCAUCAACCUUAAAAACAACCGUUUUGAGAACAUCACCUCACCAAACAACCCAAACAAGCAACCAACCAUCAACAUGUCUGGAAUCAUCAACAAGGUCAAGGACGCUCUCCACUCCGACAAGGCUCACGAGCAGCCCGAGGGAACCCACGGUCCUCACUCUAGCCGUGCCGCCAACGCCGCCGACCCGCGUAUCGACUCGGACCGGGACGGGCGUGCCAACCCAGCCACUGGUACCAGCAGCACGCACACCGGAGGCAUCAGCUCCACCGGCACUCACUCCACCGGCACUCACUCCACCGGUACACACACCGGCACGACUGGUAGCAGCCAUGUGACGGGCUACGAUGACCCCACUGGCACCCACGGACCUCACGGACGUGUUGGCAACGCUGUUGACCCUCGAGUCGAUUCCGAUGCUGACCACCGCGGCGCGCCAGGUGUUGGUUCCACUGGCCACACUGGAGGCAUCGGCUCUACAAGCACCCACACAGGAGGUAUUGGCUCUACUGGCACUCACAGCACCGGAGGCAUCGGAUCGACGGGCACUCACAGUGCUGGAGGCAUCGGCUCCACGGGCACUCACACCGGAGGCCUUGGCUCCACUGGUACCCAUGCCGGCGCAGGAACCACAGGCUACAACGACCCUGCAGGCACUCACGGCACUCACAGCUCCAAGGUUGCAAACGUCGCGGAUCCCCGCAUCGACAGCGACCGUGACCACCGUGGAGCUCCAGGCGCCGUCGGUACAUCUCACAUCGGCUCCGGUCCCGGCCCUGCCUCCAACACUGCCGGCCCUCACAAGUCCGACCUCUUGAACAAGGCCGACCCUCGUGUCGACAGCGACCUCGACGGAUCCAAGACGGUCGGAGGCAACAAGACCUACCAGCAGUAAGUUCCUGACUGGCAACUCUUCAGUCGCCCACAAGGACCCCACGGAUGCUGCCCAGGUUCCUCCAUCAGUGCUCCGUCAGCACGUGGGUGAUCCUGACGUUCUGCACAACGACCCUCACCACGGUCAUGACCAGAGGCACGGGUCUGUGUCUCACCAAGAGGCACAUGUUGUGGGCAAGACUGUUUAAUGGAUCAGCAAUUUGGUUUUCACGUGGUCGUUCCUGCAUCAUUAGUGUUUAUGACUCCUAAUUAGUCUCUAAUACCAAUACCCAUGCUUCUACCAAA
This is a messenger RNA of Diaporthe batatas, 2219 nucleotides long. RefSeq lists its product as uncharacterized. The coding region runs from base 1117 to 1935 and encodes 272 amino acids. NCBI's taxonomy places the organism in Eukaryota, Fungi, Ascomycota, Sordariomycetes, Diaporthales, Diaporthaceae. The transcript has 3 exons. The record is from RefSeq and is a predicted model, not a curated record.